Tarenaya hassleriana is the source of this 3182-nucleotide messenger RNA. RefSeq names its product serine/threonine-protein kinase D6PK-like. Gene Ontology annotation, cellular component: plasma membrane; cytoplasm; nucleus. The transcript has 4 exons. The record is from RefSeq and is a predicted model, not a curated record. Lineage: Eukaryota; Viridiplantae; Streptophyta; Magnoliopsida; Brassicales; Cleomaceae. Gene Ontology annotation, molecular function: protein serine/threonine kinase activity; ATP binding. The coding region runs from base 582 to 3026 and encodes 814 amino acids. Gene Ontology annotation, biological process: protein phosphorylation.
CAAUUUUAACGCAUUUUUUUUAAUUAAUUCCGUCUCUCUCUUUUAUGUUUUUUUCCGCCAUUUCUAUGGCGAGAAGAAGCUGAUACUUUCCCGUGAAUUUCUCUCUCUCUUUCUUUCUCUGUUCAUUCACUCCACAGCUCUCUUCUCUCGUGUCCUCCCCAACCUCUAACCAAAAGGGAAGGCUUAAAAGCAAAAAUCCCCAAUUCCUCACAGUAGCUUCAUAUUCACGCCCAACUCCUGUUCCGCAAUUAUGUGCACAUCGAGAAACCAUCAUCAUUCCAUGACGAAAUUUCAACGGAUAUGAUCGUCUUCUGAGGGUUUUAGGCCUCAUCACCGUGAGAUGUGGCAAUAAAAAAAUCUGCUAUGAUCAUGUUACUUCGCUGAACUGAAGGAAUCUGGCCCUCUCAUCAGAAACUCUGCAAAAGGGAAGAUCAAGCGGCUGCUCUCGUUCUGUGGACGACUAUGUUUCUUGAAACCUCCGUGGAAUCUCCACAACGAUUCCUUUACACCGUCAUUUUCUGUUUCCUGAGCCGUUCUGCAGAAGUGGGUUAGUCUUAGAUUAUCCUGUGAAUUCUGGGAAAAUGAGUGCGUGUCCAGUUGCUUCAGAGAUUGUCGAAUCCGUGGAAGAGCCGGGGUUGAAGAUGAACCAUAAAGCUGGAAAAAGACAUAUGAUAAUAGGAUCUAGUGGUAGGUGUUCGAUAGAAGAUGAUAUUAGUAGUCUGUUCGAGGCCAUUGAUGUUAGGACAUCGGCAAGUAGAAGCAUGUUGCACAAGAGUGCGAUGAAAAGGCCGGUUAGAGUAGGCCCGUUGCCGGUUUCUGGCAUCGGCAUAUCGGAGCCCGUGAGUUUAAAGCAGGCGCUUAGAGGUCUAUCGAUUUCCCAAGCUUCGGAAAUGGCAGCCAUGAAGAAGAGAUUGUCCAAGCAGGUUGGCACUUCCUCAGUGUCGGAUGGAAGUGGUGUCAAAAGGUUGUACAGGGCUGUUGUGGUUGAGGCAAAUGGAUCCGGGUUCCCUCUUGGUGAAGGAAGAGGGAAGGUUCUAGAAAUAUCUCUUGUCCCUGGCAAAACCAGUUCAGAUUCUCGGGGAAAGACUUAUUCAGCAUCAGAAUCAAGCAGUGGUGCCAAAUUGCCCUCACUAGAUCAAACCAACAGUUUGGAAAGAGAUGAUGGUAGUCAAAUGGUGCAAAAGGUGAGUAGCUUCGAUACUCCUUCAGUUUCUCAUAUUGAAGCAAUAGAUCAGAUUUCUCCUGUCCCAACCGCUGUUCGGGGAGAAACACCUGUGUCAGAAAAGGGACAAAAGAACAGGUUGCAUCCAUGGUCUUCUCUGAGUAGAUCUGCUAUUACAACAAAAGCAAACGAUUCCACUCGAGCAAGUCCACGGUUACUCAAACCCGUUUUCAGGAACAGAAGUUUUAUAAAAGGAAAAGGGAAGCAGGCAUUUGCUUCAACUUGCAGCAGCAGAGGUUCAAACACUAAAAGUAUCAGUGAAUCGGGUCCUGGUACAAGCUCGUCUGAUACUCGGGAAGAUAAAAAUGGAAGUAAAGAGAGACCUAAAGCUUCUCCGGAAUCAAGCAGCAGCUGCAGCAUGGAAGUUAGCUCAUCAAGUGUGGCGGACACUUGCUCAACGAAAGCUGUGUCCAGCCUGACCCGUAAAGCGAGAAAUAAGCCUACAUUGUGGAAAGACGGGGAUAAAUCACGGUCUAGAGGCAAAGGAGAAUUCUCACAGAGCUCGAAAAGUAGCAUUGGAGGGUUCAGUAGCACUACCAGUAUCAGUGAAGAUAGCAGUCUAUGCUGUUCUUCUCGUAUAGGAAGUCGGCCUCAUAUGUCAAAGGACAUACGGUGGGAAUCCAUUAACGCUGUUAAGAAGCAGCAUCAGAGCGUAGACUGGAGGCACUUCAAAUUACUCAAGAAACUGGGUUCUGGAGAUAUCGCCACUGUGUAUCUUGCUGAGCUAAUUGGCACCAACUGCUUGUUUUCUCUGAAGGUGAUGGACAACGAGAUUUUGGCUGGUAGGAAGAAAAUGUUACGGGCACAAACCGAAAGAGAGAUUCUGCAAAUGCUGGAUCACCCGUUUCUUCCGACACUCUACACCCAUUUCGUGACCGAUAAGCUCUCUUGCUUAGUAAUGGAGUAUUGCCCCGGCGGCGACUUACACGUAUUGAGGCAGAAGCAACAAUCGAAAUGUUUCUCUGAGCAUGCAGCUAGGUUUUAUGCAGCAGAGGUGCUUUUGGCGUUGGAGUAUUUACAUAUGCUCGGGGUUGUAUACAGAGAUCUGAAACCCGAGAACAUUUUGGUCCGAGAAGAUGGUCACAUCAUGCUUUCAGACUUUGAUCUCUCUCUUAGAUGUUCUGUCUGUCCAACCCUUGUUCCAUCUUUUUCUCCAGCCACAGAAGAGCCCAAGAAGCGUUCCUCAAGUCCUUGCACUUCUCAGAGCUGCAUUGACCCGUUCUGCCUAAACCCUUCAUUUCAAAUCUCGUGCUUCACUCCGAAAACUCUCUCGAUCUCCUCGAAACCCGGGAGAUCAAAAUCCGACCCGCCACUGCAAGUGAAUCCAUUUCCGCAGCUCGUGGUCGAGCCAACGGAGGCGAGAUCAAACUCAUUCGUGGGCACACACGAGUACUUAGCCCCCGAGAUCGUCAAGGGAGAAGGCCACGGGAGCUCGGUGGACUGGUGGACAUUCGGGAUCUUCCUCUUCGAGCUCUUGUACGGUAAGACGCCUUUCAAAGGCUCGGGAAACGAAGAAACCCUAGCGAACAUCGUCACUCAGUCCCUUUCAUUCCCAACUUGCCCCAUAGUCAGUCUCCAAGCGAGGGACCUGAUCAGAUUGUUGUUAGCCAAAGAGCCAGAGAGCCGUUUCGGGUCGGGAAAAGGUGCCGUGGAGAUCAAGCAACAUCCGUUCUUCGAAGGCAUGAACUGGGCGCUCAUUCGCUGCGCCACUCCUCCGGCGAUGCCGACGGACUUUAUCUCCGGGAAACGUGGAGAGAGUGAGGAUGUGAACGAUGAUGAAAGCUCGAGCUUUCAGGUGUUUUAGAAUUUUCAUCGUUUUGGUGGAAGAAGAAAUAUUUAAAUAGGAGUAGCUUUGUAUACUUUUAAAUCGAAUUUGAGAGAGAAUUAUAUGCCAUGUAUCUUAUAUUAUUAUGUAUUGAUGCGUAGUUUAGUAAGAGUAACUACCAUGGUUUAUUUGACA